Symbiodinium natans is the source of this 2061-nucleotide messenger RNA. NCBI's taxonomy places the organism in Eukaryota, Dinophyceae, Suessiales, Symbiodiniaceae. The record is from the annotation of a GenBank genome assembly.
AUGUUCCGCUGUGCAGACAAGGAUGCAUCCGGACUCCUGAGCUUCACCGAGAUGUCCGUCAUUCUUCGAGAAGGAAACCCAAGUUUGACGGACAAGGAGUUGGCCAUGCUCUUCCGAGAGAUCGACACCAAUGGCGACCUGACCGUGGACUUCAAGGAGUUCGCCAGAUACCUGAACUCGAAGAGUGCGGCCAAGCUCCAGAAGACCAAGUCCCGGGAGCAGGUCGUGGCGGAGCGUUGCAAAGAGGAGUUCCGGAAGGUGGAUGACAACAGCGAUGGUAAGCUGAGCCGGGAGGAGCUAACGGCGCUCCUGCGGAAGGGAAAUCCAGAGAUUGACCAGAAAGAGCUGGACUUCCUCUUCGACACAGUGGACAAGGACGGCAACGGCCAACUGGACUUCGACGAGUUCACCGACUACAUCACGGGCGCGGCGUCUAUGCCCAUCACGUCCCGCCUGCUCCAGGAGGACGUAGGCCCUGAGCCUGACCUGCCUUCCUGGAGCGAGACAGUGCCCGUGCCGAAGGCGUACCUUCAGCAGUCCAUCAUACCCGCCGAGCUCCGCGGUGUUUCGCGUGAGCAGCUCGCUGAGCUCAUGGCUCUGGUCGUCGAGGUCUUCGACAAGUGUACCGUCACCAAUGGGACCGAGACCCUCACCCUCCCGGGCCUUGACAUGUUCGGCCUCGUGGCCAAGUUCUUGAAGCCCAUCACCGCAAAGUUCCGGUGUUCCUUUGGGGAGCUUGUCAAUCGGGAGCCCAAUGAGCCCACGUGGUUCAUCAGCCACUUUUGGGGGACGCCGCUGUUGCAGACAGAGGAGAUGCUGAAGCAGCACGCGGCCCAGAGGAAAAUACGGAAGCAGACUCCCCUGUGGAUUGACGCCUUCGCCACCUGCCUCCACGACCCAAUGCAGGUUUUUCCCAGUCCGAAGGAUCUGGAGCAGGCGCCCUUCUGCAAGGUCUUGCUCAGCCCGCGCUGUGAGGGGACACUCCUCCUCUUGGACAGCACCGGUGCAGCCUUGGAGCGGACGUGGUGCUUGCUGGAAGUCACUCUGACCCUGGACCUUCCCAAGGACAAGGGUGCCUUUCACGCCUUCGACGUGGCGGCCUGGCUUCCCGAUGAGGAGAAGGUCGCGAUCCUGCAGGACACGGGCUCCAGCUUCGAAGACACCCAGACCGCCGCAACCUUUCCGGUGAACCUCUACAUCAAGGGUUACAAGGUGGCCGUGAACAAGUCGGGGGCUAGCUUGGAGGAGAACACGAAGCGAAUCCUACACUUCCUGGCCAGCACGCCGGCCGAUCGUUGGGAUAAGGUGAAGCCUCCUGCCGAGUGCAAGGGCUACUCCGAUGUUGAUGCGCGCAUCCAGCGCAGAUUCGUCCCGGGAGCCCUUGCUGCAGCGGCGAUGUUGGAUGACGAGAAGACCCUGAGAAAGAUUCUCUCUGAGCACGGGGACUUCAAAGAGAGCACCACAGCCAACGGGUUCCGGCCCAUGCAUGUCGCCGCGCAGAAGAACUGCAUGACGGCCCUCAAGACACUCGUGGCUGUCAAGUGCGACCUGGAUGCACCCAGCAAAGGUGGGCAGACGCCGCUGCACGUGGCCGCAAAGGAGGGGAGCGAGACGGCGGUACAGCUCCUGCUCAAGGCCCGAGCGGACAUGAAUGCGCUGGCCGAGGGGCAGACUCCAUUGCACGCCAGCAUCGAAGGCGCGCAGAUCACCGUCACCGGCACCUUACUCGACUUUAAGGCGGACGCGAACAUGGCACCGCUCGGGCAGUACACUCCCCUCCAGAUGGCAGCGCGAACUGACCAGGCGGCGAUGUGCGGUUUGCUCCUGGACUUCAAAGCCGAUCCUCUCCAGACCUCGCCGGAUGGCCAGGAGCUACACCAGAUGGCGGAACCCAAGUCCAAGCUUCAGGAGACGCUGAAGCUGGCGGAGGACCAGGCCAAGGCCGGGCUCCGCCGGAGCCGGCGCCCUUCUGUGUCCGAAGCCAAGUUGGUGAAGGAUUUGUCCACAAUUUGCAGCGAGUCCGUAAAGACCGGGAGGGCGAAGUCAAGUCGAGGUGAGUGA